This is a messenger RNA of Caenorhabditis sp. 36 PRJEB53466, 1088 nucleotides long. The record is from the annotation of a GenBank genome assembly. Lineage: Eukaryota; Metazoa; Nematoda; Chromadorea; Rhabditida; Rhabditidae.
AUGAACUACACGUUGAUCGUGGCUGCUCAGACAGCCUACAUCUUCAUCAGUCUCUGCCUUUAUACGCUCAUUUUCGUAUACAUACUCUGGUCCAAGGAUUCUGAAUUCAAAACCGCUUUUCACAGACUAUUUCUUCUCCGUGGUUAGUUAAAAAUUGUUUUCUUCCUUCCCCAAUUCACUUCUUCAGCACCCGCUGAUUUCAUUCAAGUUCUGAUCUCCCUGCUCGCAUUCCGAUUCCCGAUUGCCGGCUGGAAAGAAUGGACAUAUAUUCCGCACCUGGCCAAACUCGGCUUCGUCAUCUCCCAGUACGCCGUGCUCGUCGAAAUGUGCGCCCAACUGCUUCUGUCCGUCAACCGACUCUCCGCCAUUGUCUGGCCAAUCAUCCACAACAAGUUCUGGACGAAGAAGGUGACUCUGCUGCUGUUCGCGUUCGGAAUGCUGCUCGCAAUCAUUCCGACCGCCAGCCGGGCCACUCAACCGGCUGCUUACAUCGACAUCAACGGCAGCUUCGUGCCUCAUCUCGUGAACGAGGGGGACCAGGAGAAGAAUUCGAUCGUCACGUGCUCCAUUUACAGCUUUUUCUGCGGAUCCAGCCUGUUUUGUAAUAUAUCUGCAUGGCUUGUGCACAGAAAACAAAGAAGGAUGCAGGUGAUACUCUUUCUUUCAAUAUUCAUUUCGUUCCUCACAAUUCUCGUUUCAGUUCUUCGACACGCAGCCCAAAUUGGCAUCGACCGUGCAGACGAACCUUCUGAUCUACGCGUGUCUUUCCACUGCGGUCGUCAUUGCCAUGACCUCUUUUCAGGUACCGUCCAGAGUCCGCUCAACAUCUUCCGUGCCCAUCACAUGCUCCUUUCGCGUGCACUUAAUUGUUUGUUUGUUUGCAGUUCUUGCUGGCUCUGCACGUCUUCGACCUCAAAACGGAAGCGCACAAGGUCGUGGUCGUGUCGCUGACGGUGUCGGCCGACGCCUUCGCCCUCUCGAAUCCGUGGCUUCUCUUCUGUCUCUCGAGCACCUUCCGCCACAAAUUCCUCGAGGCGCGCCGCAUCCCGCGCAUCUUCGCCGCGCCCUCCACCAACGAGACUUCUUGA